AAUUCCAGAGGCUCAAGUAGCUUCUUGAGGAAGGAGGACAAGAAAGAGAAACUGAAAGGAACCUCUCAGAAAGAUCUGACAGGUACACAUCUAGAAUGGAGACCUGGAACAUGUUUUGGGGGAUCAUCUUCCUUGUGGCUAACCUUGGUUUCAUCAUGACACAGAGACCUGUCUGCAGGGAGGCCACGGUGGGAGAUAUCGUGUUUCUGGUGGACGCCAACAUCAACCCCCAACAGGCCCGCAGCGUGCGGAACUUCUUGUCCACCGUGGUGAAUGGCUUCCAUGUUGGUAGAGAGACCAUCCGUGUGGGUCUGGCUCAGUACAGCAACACACCCAGCUCAGAGUUCCUGUUUACCACCUACCACCGCAAAACUGAUGUCUUGAGGCACAUUAAGAGGUUUCCAUUUAAGCCCGGGGGCAGGAAGACAGGCCUGGCGCUGCGUUUCAUCCUAGAUCACCACUUCCAGGAAGCAGCAAGCAGCCGGGCGAGCCGUGGGGGGCCUCAGAUGGCCAUCGUGCUCAGCAACGGGCCAGCUGAGGACCAGGUCCGUGAACACGCAGAGGCCCUGAGGAGGACAGGCGUCCUGCUUUAUGCUGUCGGCAUCAGAAAUGCCGUUUGGGCAGAGCUCAGGGAGAUGGCAAGUCGUCCCGAGGAGAAGUUUGCGGCUUUGGUUCCUAACUUCCCCGGCCUGGGAAGUCUUGGCCAGAAGCUGCGGCAGGAGAUCUGUGAGACUUUGACAAAAGCAGCUCAACGUGUGGACCACGUCUCACCAGCCUGCAGAGAAGCAGCCCUGGCAGACAUUGUGUUUUUAGUGGACAGCUCAACCAGCAUUGGGCCCCAGAAUUUCCAGAAAGUGAAGAAUUUCCUUAGCUCUGUGGUUUUGGGGCUUAACAUCAGCAGCGACCAGGUCAGGGUGGCACUUGUCCAGUAUAAUGACAACAUCUACCCGGCCUUUCAGUUGAACCAGUACCCUCUGAAGAGCAUGGUCCUGGAGCAGAUCCGGAAUCUGCCCUACCGCACAGGGGGCACCAAUACAGGGAGUGCCCUGGACUACAUCAGGACCAACUAUUUGACUGAGGCAGCUGGCAGCAGGGCCCAGGACAGUGUUCCUCAGAUAGUUAUCCUGGUGACGGAUGGGGAGUCCAACGAUGAAGUCCAGGAGAUGGCUGAGAGGCUGAAAGACGAUGGGGUUGCUUUGUACGUGGUAGGGAUCAACGUCCAAGAUGUGAAGGAGCUUCAGAAAAUAGCCAGCAAACCAUUUGAGAAGUUUCUCUUCAGCACUGAGAACUUCAACCUCCUGCAGGAACUCUCGGGAAACAUCCUUCGGACUCUGUGCUUGGCCGUGGAGGAUAAGAUUAAAGAGUUCACCAAGACGUACGCCGAUGUGGUCUUUCUUGCGGACACCUCUCAGGGCACAUCAUGGGCCAGUUUCCAGCAGAUGAGGAAUUUCAUCUCCAGAGUGGCGGGCAUGCUAGAGGUUGGCAGAGACAAGUACCAGAUCGGGCUGGCUCAGUACGGUGCUGAAGGUCACACGGAAUUUUUGUUCAAUACCUACCAGACGCAGAGCGAGGUGAUUGCUCAUGUUCAGGGGCAGUUCAGGCUCCGGGGCGGCUCUAGGAGGACAGGCAAAGCCUUGCAGUACAUUCGUCAGACCUUCUUCCGGGAAGAAGCAGGGAGCCGUUUUCUCCAGGGUGUUCCCCAGUAUGCCGUGGUCAUCACUUCGGGCAAGUCCGAGGAUGAGAUCUGGGAGGCCACACAGACACUAAGGGAGAAAGGUGUGCAAGUCAUCGCCAUGGGCAUGCAGAACGUCGACAGGAAGGAGCUGGUGGGCUUGGGGACACCAUCUCUUGUGUAUGAGACCCAAGGAGAAGAUGGAGUGAGGCAGAUGCUGCAGGAUUUGCAUGUGGUGAUCCAAGAGACUGGGCAGCCGGAGGUCAGGACCCAGGCCAUCCAGGAGGACGCAGUAGCAUGUCCAAUGGCUAUUCCAACUGAUGUGGUAUUCCUGAUUGAGGAAUUUGGCAGAGGUAGUCAAUCAAAUUUCCAGCAGGUUGUCAAGUUCCUAAAGUCCAUGGUCAGAGCUCUAAGAAUCCACCCUGAUGUUGUGAGAAUCGGCUUGGUCUUUUAUAGUAAGGAGCCGAGACUUGAAUUUUCGCUGGACACAUUUCAGAAUACAGCCCAAAUCUUGGAGCAUUUGGAUAAAUUAACCCCCCGAGGAAGAGGAGGAAGGCUCAAGACUGGCACUGCGUUGGAUUUCCUAAGGAACGAGGUUUUCAUUCAGGAGAAGGGCAGCCGGCCCAACCAAGGGGUACAGCAGGUAGCUGUGGUCAUCACAGAAAGUGUCUCACAAGAUAACGUGUCCCGACCAGCUUCUCUCCUCCGUCGGGCGGGGGUGACCAUCUACGCAGUGGGCACCCAGCUUGCCUCGGAGAGCCAGGGCCUGGAGAAAUUGGCAUCGUAUCCUCCUUGGCAGCAUGCGGUCCCCCUGGAAUCUUUCCUGCAACUCUCCAUCGUGAGGAACAAGAUUAAGAACCAUCUCUGCACUGAUGCUGUGGGCGAAAUGGGCUUCGAUCUUCGGGUGAGCUCUACCCCACAAACAGGUUGUGUGCAUAUCGAGAAGGCAGACAUCUAUUUCCUGAUGGAUGGUUCUGGCAGCAUCACCCAGGACGACUUCCUGGAAAUGAAGGUGUUCAUGAACGAGGUGAUCAGGAUGUUCCAGGUGGGGCCUGACAGAGUUCAGUUUGGAGUCGUUCAGUACGCGUACGACACUCAGAGCCAGCUCAUUCUUGGCCAGUAUGCCAGCGUGGCAGGGCUGAAGACGGCCAUUGAGGGCAUCCGGCAAAUGAGAGGUGGCACCCAUACCGGCCAGGCCUUGCAUGACAUUAAGCAGAUCAUCGCAGACACUGCCCGUGGCGGUGUGCCACGCUAUCUUGUGGUCAUCACAGAUGGGAGAUCUGAGGACCCGGUGGCUGAGGCCGCAGAGGCCUUACGGAGAGACGCUGUCAUUAUCUACGCCAUCGGAGUGCGAGACGCUCACACCGAUGAGCUUAGACAAAUGGCUGGCGACAAGAUCUUUUUUGUGAACGAAUUCGAUUCCUUAAAGGACAUCCAACAAGACGUGGUGCAAGACAUCUGCUCCUCAGAAAAAUGCGACCUGCAGUUGUCUGUAGGAAUUGACAUCUCAACUUCCGGAAGGCAUGUUCAGCAGACGCUUGCAGGGUUCCUGCCAGAACUGAUCCCACAGUUGACUUCGCUUUCCAACAUCAGCUGCAGCGGUCCCGGUCCGAUCAGCAAGAGGUUCCGCUACUUGGUUCCUGGACCAAACGGGCAGAUUCUCUUCGAUUCCCACUCCGUGAGUUCCAGCGACACGAUCACUCAGCUGUUCUUGGCUGCCAGGAACAGCCGUAUGGAUGCGCAUUUUUUGCAGUCCCUGGGAGAGGCUACUCGCCUGGCCGCUGCGAAAGUAAAGGGAGAGAAGGGUCCUGGUGGAUUUCUGGGCCAUCCUGGUCAAAUCGGAGCACCGGGAGAACGAGGCUCCCAGGGUCUCCCUGGACCCCGAGGGGAGGAAGGAUGCCCAGGUCUGAGGGGCCCUAAGGGUGAACCUGGUGAGGCGGGUAUUGAUGGAUUGAAUGGAGAACAGGGUGAGCGUGGAGUCCCAGGGUUAUCUGGAGAAAAAGGAAGUAGAGGAAAUCAGGGCUUGGUGGGACCCCCUGGGCAACCUGGCGAGCGUGGAUCUCAAGGCUUGAGGGGAGAGCCUGGGGAUCCUGGAACUGAUAGCUACAUCCAAGGCCCUAAGGGAGAAAAAGGAAGGCAUGGGCAACGGGGACGUUCUAGUUUUGAUGGACCUCAAGGGGAGAGCGGAAACAUUGGCCCUAAUGUAGGUGUAACUACUUGUGGGGCACACUUGCCUGGCCAUUCAUGUGACACCCUUGGAAGGCAGCACUUCCUAGAGGGUGUGCAUGGACAAUCGGGUGAACAGGGCUACCAAGGGGAACUCGGGUAUCCAGGCCAGCAGGGACCAAGAGGAAGGCAGGGGACACCAGGAUUUAUUGGACAAAAAGGCUUACGGGGUGCACAGGGGCCUCCUGGGACCCAAGGGCCCGAUGGCCCCACAGGAGCAGCUGGGUCAGCAGGAAUGAAGGGAGAGGUUGGUGAAGCAGGAGAACAAGGCCCACAGGGACCUCGGGGACCAAGAGGACCAUCCGGUCUUCUGGGUCCAGAUGGAUAUGGACGUCCAGGAAGAAAAGGAACAAAGGGCAAACCCGGAUUUCCUGGCUAUCCUGGUGCACAGGGAGAAGAUGGUGAUCAGGGCCAACAAGGAGAGAAGGGGCCAAAGGGAAUCAGAGGGAAGAGGGGUAAUGCUGGCUAUCCUGGAUUUGCUGGAGCCCCAGGGGACCGAGGCCCACCAGGACAAAUGGGUGUCAAGGGCCCCAAAGGCUUGGUGGACAUGACGCCUUGUGAAAUUGUUAAUCUCACACGAGAAAACUGCCCUUGUUCAACAGGUGUUUCCAAGUGCCCAGCCUUCCCAACGGAGGUGGUCUUUGCCUUGGAUAUGUCCAAUGAUGUCUCCCAGUUGGAUUUCGAAAGGAUGAGAGACAUUCUGUUAUCUCUGUUGAUGAAGAUGGAAAUAAGUGAGAGUCCCUGCCCCACGGGUGCCCGAGUGGCCAUCAUUUCAUACAGUGCCAGGACAGAUUACCUGCUGCGCUUCUUAGACUAUAAGGGGAAGACUGCACUCUUGCAGGCUGUGAAGGAAAUCCCCCUGGUACGGUCAUCUGGCCAACGGAACCUUGGGGCCACCAUGAGGUUCGUGGGAAGACAUGUAUUCAAACGUGUGCGCUCGGGCCUUCUCGUGAGGAAGCUGGCUGUAUUCUUCGAGGCAGGCUGGGCCUAUGACACAACGUCUGUUAGCACAGCCACACUGGAACUCAGUGCACUGGACAUCACCCCUGUGGUCAUCACCUUUACGAAGGAGCACAACCUCCCAGAUGCCCUGCUGAUGGAUGCGACCAACAGAUUUCACCUGUUCGUCUGGGAGACGGAGAGGCAGCAGGACGUGGAGCAUGUGGCCCGGUGCAUUCUCUGCCACGACAAGUGCCGACCCCAGCCGGACUGUGAGCACGGCGCGCCGGGGCCUUUGGCGGUGGACGUGGACGUGGCGUUCUUGGUGGAUGGCUCCCAGGGGACCAGCGCAGACGUCUACCGCGCCUCCUUGAACCUGGUGGCCGCCGUGCUGGACGACCUGGAAGUGGCCGCGCAGCCAGCUGUGUCCCGCCACGGGGCGCGCGCGUCGCUGGUGGUGCACACGACGCCUGGCUUCGGGCCUGGUGGGGGCCGCCCUCCCGUGACAGAGAGCUUCCACCUGAUGUCCCAUGGCCACCGGGCUCCCAUGCAGCGGCUUGUCCAGGAGGCUGCGGGGCACCCCCCGCAGGGAGCACCCGCCCUCGGCCACGCCCUGGAAUGGACGCUGGAGAAGGUGCUCCUGGCAGCCCCGCUGCCGCGGAAAGCCCAGGUUCUCUACGCCAUCGUGGGCCGCGAGACCAGCAGCUGGGAUCGGGCGAAGCUGAGGACCUGGUCCCUGGAAGCCAAGUGCAAGGGCAUCGCUCUGUUUGUGUUGGCCUUAGGCCCGGGAGUGGGGCCCCUCGAGCUGGCUGAGCUGGACCGAGUGGCCAGCGCCCCCUCCGAGCAGCACCUGCUGCGCUUGGAGGGAGUCUCUGACCAAGAGGUGGCCUACGCCCGAAGGUUCACACGGGCCUUUUUCAGCCUUCUAACUAGUGAAACAAACCAGUAUCCACCCCCAGAGCUCAGUGUUGAAUGUGGGGGCCCAAGCCGUGGGGAUACUCUGCUGCACCUCGUCCAGCCUAUUAAGAGGUUGUCCAACCCUCAGUCUGACGUGCCCACCUUGGCUGAUGAUUUGGAAGCCCUUGAAACAGCUGAGGCUUUUGUAAGCAGAGCCAUGCCAGCCACAUCAAUGACUCCACAAGAAGCACUUGACAAUUAUUACGAAAAGAGCAAAGACGAUUCUGGACAAGGAACACCAGCAGAGCCAGGAGAAACAAGA
Molecule: messenger RNA, 6056 nt
Organism: Echinops telfairi (small Madagascar hedgehog)
Lineage: Eukaryota; Metazoa; Chordata; Mammalia; Afrosoricida; Tenrecidae
Product: collagen alpha-4(VI) chain-like
Exons: 32
Source: RefSeq, a predicted model, not a curated record